GCUUUAUCUGUCUCUUUAUCUUAACAGAGCCAAACCCAGAACAGAAAAAAGAUAAUUAAAGAAAUGACUAAUGAGUGAUGAACGGAUAACCAUCUCAUAAAGUCACACACACACACAUAUAUAUACUUGUAUAGAUUUGUUGUGUGUGUGUGUAGUGUUGAAGGGAGAGAGAAUUUGUGAUCAAGAGAAUGGCCAAUAUUCUGGGGAGGUUCAAGAGAUUUUCAGCGGCUUUGGAUGAAGAAGCCAGGGCCCGGCUGUGCAAGAGCAGCGGCAGCGAGCACUCGGCGGCGCCAUCGGCCACUGGGGAGGAGGGGUCUGCGGAGCUGUCGGAGCUGGUGGAGCUGUUUCUGGAGAGGGGCUGUGGGGUUGAAGACGAGUGUUGCUGCGAAGGAGGAGGGAGAAGCGCAGCUGUGAGGAGGGCUGCUGACUCCGUGGAUUCGGAUCAGGCGGAGAAGAUUUUGCGUAGUUUGGUCGGCGGCUGCCAGGGGGACGCUGCCGUGAGGCGGAGGAUUCAGGCGGAGUUGGAGGCGGCGCAGCGGAGAUGGGGCGCCUGCUCGCCGGAGGGAUUUAAGCGGCGAGCGAUCAGUUGGUUGCGCCAGAAAGGUUUUGAUGCCGGUCUUUGCAAGUCCCGGUGGCCGAAAACCAGGGAGUCCCCGGCCGGCGAGCACGAAUACAUAGACAUGCUCGCCGGAGCUCGCUACAUCAUAGAGAUAUCUCUGGCCACCCAGUUCACAAUAGCUCGGCCAACCGAUCCCUACUCAUCUCUCCUACAACUCUUCCCUGAAAUCAUUAUUUGCAGAGAAGACGAGCUGAAGAUGGUGGCGAGGCUAAUGUGCGCCGCCAUGAGGAAGUCCCUGAAGCAGAGGGGAAUGCACGUGCCGCCCUGGCGGCGAAACGCCUACGUGCAGGCCAAGUGGUUUGGCCCAUACAGGCGGACGACAAACGUCACAAACCCCAUGGAUCGGGCGCCGGCGGCACGGCGGGGAGAAGUGUAGUGGGGUUUGAGGAGGCGGGUGAGGGAAGCCAUGGAUAUGGUGUAGAGGUGAGAUGGUGGGGAAGGAGGGUUUUGCUUUGCACGGAGGGAACUGGAAUGAGUGGCAUGCAAUGGUAGUUCUGUUGACCUUUCGGGGGUAAAACUGUAAAUUACUAUAAAAUGAAUUCUGUAUAAUGUAAACUUAAUGACGGAACAAUUUAAUACAAAUUUUGAAAGGAGUGAGUAAUGAGUGUAAUUUUU
Molecule: messenger RNA, 1234 nt
Organism: Diospyros lotus (date-plum)
Lineage: Eukaryota; Viridiplantae; Streptophyta; Magnoliopsida; Ericales; Ebenaceae
Exons: 2
Coding region: 189-995 (268 amino acids)
Source: RefSeq, a predicted model, not a curated record